Messenger RNA from Austrofundulus limnaeus, 2799 nucleotides. RefSeq names its product KN motif and ankyrin repeat domains 1a (gene kank1a). Gene Ontology annotation, cellular component: cytoplasm; cytoskeleton. NCBI's taxonomy places the organism in Eukaryota, Metazoa, Chordata, Actinopteri, Cyprinodontiformes, Rivulidae. Gene Ontology annotation, biological process: negative regulation of actin filament polymerization. Gene Ontology annotation, molecular function: protein binding. The record is from RefSeq and is a predicted model, not a curated record.
AGUUCGGUGCUGCUGCUGGAACAGAACCAGUAGAACGGCGGUCCGGUUCGGUUGGAGUUUGUGUCUGAUCCGGACCGGUUUCCUUCUCGAAGCUGGACCUUAAAGACUCUGAGUUCGGGUCCAAACCGGUUCGGGAGGAGCGGGACAGACGGCUGCAUGGGGAUCUGGACUUGAUGCAUGUCUCUGCUGCAUGACUGCUGUUGGACAGAGAGUGCACGUCUGCAGCCAUGGCUCAAACUGUGCACGUUAACGGCAGCGGAGCAGCACAAGCCCAAACAUGCUUGAACGCUGGAGAGAAGGACUCGUACUACGUUGAAACUCCUUAUGGUUUUCAGUUGGACCUGGACUUCCUGAAAUAUGUCGAUGACAUUGAGAGAGGAAACGCCGUGAAGAAGCUGAGUAUCCAAAGGAAACCCAAAGUGGCCAAACCCCGAGGCAGUAUCGGUGAGGUGGGCCAUCGGCCUGAAUGGACCUCCACAGACUCCCUGUCCUCAUCCAACAGCGACGGCAAACAGUCCCCGGUUUUCUUCACCUCCAGACCUCCAGAGGCUCCUCUCCUGACCCCCACCCUGUCCAGGAGGACCUGUGAACCAGCACCCCAUCAGUCCUACCCCAGUGUGUCUGACCAGAAGCUGCAUCUCCCACCUCCUUCGCCCAGGUUUGCUUCCAGCCACAACCCCCAGGUGGAGAAGACCCUGAUGGAGACUCGGCGCCGUCUGGAACAGGAGCGACUCCUCAUGCAGCCGCACAGCGAGCCGCUGAUGCCCCGCCGCCGCCUUGGCAGCUUUGGUGGGAUGGGCUCCAGCAGCUCUCUGUCAUCGUACUCUGGUUCUGUCGGCCCGAGCCAGCAACUGCCAGUCAACAACCUGUCGAACGGAGAGUUCAACCAUUAUUACCCUGCCUCGGUGGGCUGCUCCAUCCGCCACAGCCCCAUGAGCUCCGGCGUGGCCACCCCGGUGACGAACGUCAGCCCGCUGCAGCUGCAGCAGAUCCGAGAGCAGAUGGUGGUGGCUCUGAAGAGGCUGAAGGAGCUGGAGGAGCAGGUGAAAUCCAUCCCUAUCCUUCAGGUGAAGAUUGCUGUUCUCCAGGAGGAGAAACGACAGCUGGCUGCUCAGUCCAAGAAUCCGGGCUUCAGGAAACGCUCCUACAGCGUGGGCAGCGCCGACCACAUGGACAACCCCAGCUCCAUCCAGAAGGAAGCUGAGCUGAGGAUUGUUGAGCCUGAAGUCCAGGAGCAGAGCUCUCAGCGGCUGGACGAGUUCAGACGUCUGGCUGCUGAGGUCCAAGCUCUGGAGAAGACAUCCAAGGAGAAUCCUGAAAACCUGGUGCAGAACCAGGCUCUGCAGAGGUCCGUUGGUGUGGUAACCGAUGAAAACAUGAACAGUGUCCCACUGAAGCAAACAGAGCCCAGGCUGAAGGAUGUGGGGGUGGUGACGGAGCGGCCGGAGGUCCGCAGCGCAGCAGUUGUUGUGACUGAGACCAUGCUGGGUGUGACCAGCGACGCUGAGAAAGAGGUGGAGCUCCAGCAGCAGACCAUCGAGGCCCUCAAAGACAAGAUCUACCGCCUGGAAGUGCAGCUGAAAGAAACCACUCACCACAUGGAGAUGGGCAAGCUGAAGCUGGAGCUGCACACAGCCGGGGGGUCCAACAGGAAGAGGGCCGACAAAGGCUUGAUGGUCCGGCCGGACACGUACCACGCCUGCGUGGAGGCCAGAGUCCAGGUGCGCCAUCAGGGAGUGGGUGACCACGUGGAGUUCAGGCACGCUGCCACAGAUCCUGCUCUACAGACCAACAGUGUGGGAGUGUCCUGUCGGCCCAGCGUCCACAGCGUCUCCGUGGGACCGGACCUCCCGAUGCACCGGUGGCUGGUGCGGGAGCAGGUGGAGGUCCAGGACCAGUGUGUGGGGCGGCGGGUGGAGACGUGCCACCAGCAGGUUGGCGUGGAGCUGAGUGUUUCUGAGACAGGAGUCAACACGGAUGAGACAGUGGACAGUUUGGACCUCCGUAGAGACGAGACGCAGCAGAAGAAAGAGUCCCGGUCCGUCGGCUGUGGAGACUGUUCUGUAGAUGUGAUGGUUAGUCCAGUCAAGGUCAUGGUUUCACAAGGAACUGACCCAGUCUUGGUCAGUAAGGUGGACUCUGGAGUUCUGGCUGUUCCUGAAUCAGCCACGCAGCAGACCGGUACCGAAGCAGAAGUAACGAGUCGUUCCACCAACACUCAGACCCCCGAGCUGACGGACUCUUUCACCAACAUGGAGCUGAUCUUCUGCCAUAAACAAACCAACACUUCAGCACCAGAGACCAGGACUGUGGCUGCAGGGGACGGACUCGUCAAAGAUGCGCCCACAACUGCAAAGACUCGUUCAGUUGCUGUGGGAACAGAUUUGGAGUCACUCCUCAGCAAAUCCACUUCAGCUAAAACCAAAGAGUGUGGGGUGGGUCCACUUAGCAUCAACGACAACUUCCUGAUUGGUUUAAAGACCAGAAACAUGGCCUGUGGUCCAUCCCAGGCAGCAGACUUUGAACCUAACAGGGAGACGCAGACUGCAGCUGCGCCGCUGCAGCCUCAAGGUGGCGCUGGACUGGACCAUUACAUCGAGAGGGUCCAGAAGCUGCUGCAGGAGCAGCAGAUGCUGCUGGCAGAGAACUACAGCGAACUGGCCGAUGCUUUUGGACAACCACAGACCCAGUUUGGCUCCAUCAACAGUCAGCUGGUCAGCACACUGUCCACCAUCAACUCUGUGAUGAAGUCCGGCAGCACCGAGGACAUCCUGGAGCUGAGCUCGGACUCCUGCAGAG